This is a messenger RNA of Penicillium olsonii, 585 nucleotides long. The record is from the annotation of a GenBank genome assembly. NCBI's taxonomy places the organism in Eukaryota, Fungi, Ascomycota, Eurotiomycetes, Eurotiales, Aspergillaceae.
AUGGCUUUCUUCUCGCAAUCCGGCUUCUCGCCACUCCUCCAACUCCUCAAUGACUACGAGGCUCAACCGGAAUGCAACUUCUACAAAGAAUGCAAACCAGUGCAAUGCCCCAAACCGCAGACAACCCGAUCCUUCGCACCUGCAUUUGACGUGCGCGAGCUAGACGAGGGUUACUACCUGGACGGCGAACUCCCAGGCGUCGACCAAAGCAACAUCGAUAUUCAAUUCAGCGAUCCUCACACACUGGUCAUCACCGGUCAUACCGACCGUAACUAUGACACCCCAAAGAUACCCAGCCGCAGUCCAUCUCCUGCGAGCUCUACAGGCUGGCACCAGGCCACCGUUGAGGAUGAAGAUGCACAGUCGGCCAGCUCGGCCAGCGAUACUGCACCCUCAGAGCCGGCAGAGAAGGCGGAGCCUUACUACUGGGCCAAGGAACGCUCUGUUGGGGACUUCCAACGGAACUUUAGCUUCACGGCACGCGUCGAUCAGGACUCGGUUCGCGCGAGUUUGAAGAACGGCAUUCUAUCUGUGUUCGUGCCGAAGGAGGCUGUUCCUCUACCGAAGAAGAUUCGCAUCCAGUGA